This is a messenger RNA of Diaporthe batatas, 897 nucleotides long. RefSeq lists its product as uncharacterized. The transcript is spliced from 3 exons. NCBI's taxonomy places the organism in Eukaryota, Fungi, Ascomycota, Sordariomycetes, Diaporthales, Diaporthaceae. The record is from RefSeq and is a predicted model, not a curated record. The coding region runs from base 1 to 897 and encodes 298 amino acids.
AUGCCUUCUUUUUUGACCGUUUUCCUGGGUCUUGCCACACUGCUAUUCGGCAUCUUUGUGUCCAAAUCACCGUUCAUGAUGUCUGCAGAACCGGUUUCUGGAUCCAGACCAUGGGCCGACCAGCCCAUGAAGCUCGUGGCAACUCCACAGUACGAGACCAAGAAGACAGACCUCUUUAGCACAGGCGCAACACAUAUGGCACUGCUGCACAACUCGAUCUUCAGAGGUUACAACAGCAUCUACUUGCAAGCUCCACAUGUCCAGGAUGCGGACAAGGCCGACUUUAUCGGUUACGCCUUGACUUGGUUUAAGUUUGUCAAGUCGCACCACGAUGAUGAGGAGGAGUUUCUGUUCACCAAGAUCGAGGAGCUGCUCGACGACAAGACCGUCUUCGCAGAGACACACAAGGAGCACGAGUCUUUCCUCCCCGGGCUCGCCGAGUUCAACAAGUACCUCCUCUCCGUCCAGCCCGAGCCCAAGACCUUGGACGCGACCGAGCUCGUGCGCAUCAUGGACGGCUUCGCGGCCAACUUCGAGAACCACUUCCACUCCGAGAUCAAGACGAUCGCGAAUCUGGCCGAGCACUCCAACGCGCCCGCGCCCGACACGCCCCGCGCCACCGAAGCCUCCGCGACCUUCAAGAGCUGGGGUAAGAACACGGUCACCAAGGCAGGCACGACGGACGUGGUGCCCUUCUUCCUGCUGAACCUGGACCGUUCCACCCAGUUCGAGGAGGGCCAGUGGGCUAACUGGCCGCCGAUCCCCGCGCCUAUCAAGUGGGGGUUGAUCAACGUCGGUGGUUGGUUCUACGGCGGCUACUGGAAAUUCUCCAGCUGCGACGCCUCGGGCGCGAGGAGGGAGCUGUAUGCCCUGCAGGGCGACAAGGCCAAGUCGUAG